UUCGAAUACAAUACUCAUUCUCAAACGCUUCUGUUAAAUUUUUUAUGUUUGUGAUACAUCAUAUUUAAAUAUUUAUUAUUUGAAUUAACACUUAGAGAUAUUUUCAGUUUUUCUUAUUACAAAUUACAUAGUGUUUAUUAAUUAAGAUCAUAUUUAGUUCAAAAUAUUCUUGAGAUAUGGACCGUUUAUUAAGAUUGGGCGGUGGAAUGCCCGGAUUAGGUCAAGGAUCAGCCCCGGCUGCUGAUACGCCUGUGGUUGACACGGCCGAACAAGUAUAUAUAUCAUCAUUGGCCUUAUUAAAAAUGUUAAAACAUGGUCGAGCCGGUGUUCCUAUGGAAGUUAUGGGUUUGAUGUUGGGUGAAUUCGUGGACGACUAUACUGUUCGUGUUAUAGAUGUGUUUGCUAUGCCACAAACGGGAACGGGUGUGAGUGUUGAAGCUGUCGAUCCAGUAUUCCAAGCAAAAAUGUUGGAUAUGUUAAAACAGACUGGUAGACCAGAAAUGGUUGUUGGAUGGUACCAUUCACAUCCUGGAUUCGGUUGUUGGUUAUCUGGUGUUGACAUUAACACUCAACAAAGUUUUGAAGCACUUUCUGAAAGAGCAGUUGCCGUUGUUGUUGACCCCAUUCAAAGUGUUAAAGGUAAAGUUGUAAUAGACGCAUUCCGUUUAAUCAAUCCUAACAUGAUGGUAUUAGGCCAAGAACCAAGACAAACUACUAGUAAUUUAGGACAUUUACAGAAACCAUCAGUUCAAGCAUUAAUCCAUGGUUUGAACCGGCAUUAUUAUUCUAUAUCGAUAAAUUAUCGAAAAAACGAACUCGAGCAGAAAAUGUUGUUGAACCUGCAUAAAAAGUCAUGGAUGGAUGGCAUGGCCCUCGAGGAUUACGAGAAACAUUGCGAUACAAAUCGAUCCACCGUUAAAGAAAUGUUGGAUUUGGCCAAAAGCUACAACAAGGCUUUGGAAGAUGAAGAUAAAAUGACACCAGAACAACUGGCCAUCAAGAAUGUAGGUAAACAAGAUCCGAAAAGACAUUUAGAAGAAAAAGUUGAUACACUCAUGUCUGCCAAUAUCAUUCAAUGUUUAGGGUCUAUGCUCGAUACGGUUGUAUUUAAGUGAUGACUUUUAAAGGCUUGUAAAUUAAAAAAACAAAAACAAACUGGAUUACCUAAUUUUAUUAUACAAAAUAUUUCAGAUUUUAAUGAAUCAUAUUUCGUACACAGUUCAUGCAAAUAUUAUUUAUAGCUCCAUAUUAUUUCAUUUAUAUGUGUAUAUAUAAAAUUAAUAAUAAAAACAAAUUAAAAGUGAGUGUUAUAACGUAUAAAUUUAAAAUUAUUUACUUACAAAAAUUGAUUUCUCUAAGUCCUUAUUUUUCUGUACUAUUGUUUUAGUCAAUCGUUUUACUUCAGUAAUAAAGGUCUGCUAUAUGUGUAAUCAUUUGUAACAAUAAUUACAAUUUAUAAAUAAUAAUUGCCACUUUAUUUUAUUAAGUUAUUGUUAACAUUUUGUAAUAUCUAUAAUGAAUAAUUUAAAAGUAUUAAAUGUAAAUUAAUAUAUUUUUUCUAUUUUCUUAUUAUUCAUAUUUUUAACAUGGACGUGUUCUUGGACUGAAUUACUAUUUUAACGCCACAGUUGGAUAAGUCAGGGAAGGGAAAAAAAUAACAUAUCCAUAAUUCUAUGUUUUUCCGUGUAGUGGACAAUUUCUUUUUAUUACAUUAAUAAUUGUACUUUUUUUUUACUAUUUUUUAUUAUAUUUAAUUUUUACCACAUAAAAAACGUAUUAUCUAAAGCAGAAUACAAUAUAGUGAGUAUUUUACGUGCACCAA
Molecule: messenger RNA, 1822 nt
Organism: Adelges cooleyi (spruce gall adelgid)
Lineage: Eukaryota; Metazoa; Arthropoda; Insecta; Hemiptera; Adelgidae
Gene: Rpn11
Product: 26S proteasome non-ATPase regulatory subunit 14
Exons: 6
Coding region: 177-1115 (312 amino acids)
Biological process (GO): proteasome-mediated ubiquitin-dependent protein catabolic process; protein deubiquitination
Cellular component (GO): proteasome regulatory particle, lid subcomplex
Molecular function (GO): metallopeptidase activity; protein binding; proteasome binding
Source: RefSeq, a predicted model, not a curated record